GCAGCCAGCAUUGCCACCAAGGUCGCGUCGUCUCCAAAGCGGCAACCAUCGCGCAGUCACACCGUCUGAAAAGGCUGUGAAUUGUCAGUAGUCCCUGAAGUGAAGCGUUUCCAGGGAGGAGCUAGGGUGGAGGGUUACCGAGAGACAUGCUUCCCUCCUUGUGCCGCCGAGAGAGUCAGAAGAACACUCAGCUGCCUGCAACGGAGGAGGGGCAGGAGCCGCCGCCGCCGCCGCCAGGAACAGCCGGACUGGCAACUCGCAUCCAGCCGCCGAGGAAGCUUGCCAAGGUCACAAAGGAAACCUUAUGCCCAGCUGCUGUGACGUAGCCAUGACCACCUCCUCUUUGUCACUCCCCGACGGAGUCAAUGAAACAGAAUUUUAUAUUUUAUCCUUUGCGGACUUGGAGCUGAAAGAUCAUCUUCCUUUCUCACCCAAGAGCUGCCACAAAGCUGAAUUUGAUGCCAGUGCCAGAAAGAAGUAUGCAUCAGCAAAGAAGAAGGUAUUAGAUGCAUUUGGUCUCUUUGUCAAAACCAAGGAGGUGGGAGCUGACACUUGCUGCCCAGUGUCUGCUUGCCAAGGGGCCAUUUCCUGGAGGUGCUGUCAGCAGACAUUCAAGGACCUGACUGGGAUUCAUAGGCACGUAGCUGCCCAGCAUUCUGGCGACGUUAGGCAAGAAGCAGCAGCAAUCUUGAAGCAGGUGGCAGGCAACAAUAAUGUCACAAGACGCCCAGUUUCUGUGGACGAAGGGCCUACAUCUAAUGGGCCCCCCUAUAGGAGCCAGAAGGGGUUUUGCAAGCUCCCAGAUAAAAGCCAUCUCAGUGCUGAUGAGAUGACAUGUGAGGUGGGUCAAGUGUUGCUCUACUACUGUUACUGUAAAGUGGUGGAUCCAGAGGGACUCUGUGCAUGGCAGAAGGCUUUGUGUCAACACCUGUGUCUGACCGGCAAGGUGCGAAUAGCUUCUGAAGGUAUUAAUGGAACUGUUGGUGGGAGCAAGGCAGCUACCAGCCUGUAUAUGGAGGCAAUGCUUUCUCAUCCACUCUUCAAAGGCAUUUUGAUGAAGGAUGAUUUCAAGACCAGUGCAGGAGGAGCUCACUGCUUCCUAGACCUUCGAAUUGGUGUCUUCGAAGAAAUAGUACCAAUGGGAAUUGACCCAGAGGAAGUCUCCUACAAAGAAACUGGAAUCCAUUUGACUCCAAAGGAGUUUCAUAUAGAAGUAGAGAAAUAUCUCUCUCGGGGUAAUGAAGCGCAGACGGACACCAUUUUACUGGACUGCAGGAACUUCUAUGAAAGUAAAAUAGGGCAUUUCCAAGGUUGUUUGGCUCCGGACAUCAGGAAAUUCAGCUAUUUUCCCACCUAUGUAGAUGAGAACUUGGAGCUUUUCAGGGGCAAACGGGUCCUGAUGUACUGCACAGGAGGAAUCCGUUGUGAGCGGGGCUCGGCCUACCUCAGGUCCAAGGGUGUAUGCAAAGGAGUCUACCACCUCAAGGGUGGCAUCCACAAGUACCUGGAAGAAUUUCCAGACGGAUUCUACCGAGGGAAGCUUUUUGUCUUUGAUGAACGUUACACCAUCUCCUUCAACAGUGACGUGAUUUCAGGAAGCUGGGCAUUUUUGUUUACUCACCUGAUGACCAAAGAACAUGGAAACAGGAAGCAUUCCUGGUGAAUCACAUCUUGCAGCCUGAGCUAACAGAAAUGUAUUUUGUUAGCAACAGAUGACAAAUGUGUGGAAGUUAUACCACAGUUCAAGGACACAUCAUGUAUAUCUCAAUGCUAGAUCAAAGGAUUUGCAUAAAAGCAUCUGUGGCAGGGCAGGGGCAUGUGUGCUGCAAUUCCACACAUGUGCAAGCUGUAAAAAACCAACAGCCUAGAAUGCAUCACUGGGUGCAGAAUUCAAUUACAUGGAAAUCUCUCAAAUUUUUAAGAAGGUGCUUCUAGCCUAUGGCCCCAAUCCAGCUAAAUGAGUAGUCACAAUUAACUUGGUGUCAUUGGUUCCAGUAGGACUUAGACAUGUGUAACAUUAGCCAGAUCAGGGUCAUCACUGUUGCAAAGAUAUGUCUGAGAGGGUAUGUCACUGCCCAGGGAAACUGCAACAUCUAGAGAGGCUGCUGAAUAGGAUUUCCAGUGGUUGUGGGUGGCACUUCACUGCUUCAGCUGAGGUGCAGCACAGUCAGGGUAGACCUCAGGGAACUGCUCAAAACAGAUACAGAAUUGGGGAAAAUAUUGCAAACAUAUAAUCUGUGCAUAUAGUUACAAUGAGCACCUCCUCAGAAAUGCAGACAAACCUCUGGGCCCUGUAAUUGGCAGGAGAGUUUAAGAAUCUGGCAGCUACUGCAGUGGCAGACCAGAUGUGACAUGUCUUGUUGAGCUCUGGGGUUUGAUGCAAGGUUUGUGUUCCGUAACAAGGGGCUAGGCAUAUUCUUCCAGCAAGAAAGGCAUGUCCACUCUCAGCCGAUCGGUGAGCAAUACUUUAUUAAGGCAUAAUUUACAAGCAGCAGUUCAUCAGAAGGCUGGGUGCAACCCAUCAAGCACUGUUGCAAAUCACCCUCCAUUGAUUUUACUGAGUUGCGUGGGCUCCAUGUCAUAUACGUUGUCCAGCAACAUCACUCAAUGGAUUGCAUCCAUUGGCUUUGAGCCAAACUACAGGGCCUGAUGGUGUCUGGCGUGUUUAAGGGCCCCUCCACCCCAAUACACCUUUUCUGUUGCUUUCCUGACACUCUUGCACUUUCCUUCAGUGGGGAGGACAGAUUGCAGUUUUCUCAAGGGGGGAAUGGGGCAAUGUUGCAUGAUCAUCGAGGUGGCACAAUCUGUUAAGUUCAUCCUGACAGCUAAGGAGGUUGGAGGUAGUGCAAGUCCAUCGUACUACCGAUAACCUUCCCAUCCAAUGAGCACAGUGAAAGAUCAUGCUCCCCACAAAAGAGCCAUUUGAUUGACAGGACUGUCCAUCUAAAUCCACAACAAUAGCAAGGGCAAUUCUCUGGAUCAGAAUAAAAGUGUAACAAAUAAAUGAAGUAGUCAUCCCCAAGAAACACAAGAACAAGAAGGCUUGUGUGUAUCAUCAGGAGGUAUAAGAGGACAAGGUUCACUAUUUUAUGGUCUUGAAUUCUUCAGCAAAAAAAAAAAAAAAAAAAGACCAACAUCCCAUUCAGCAGCUGUCUUUUUUCUUGUGACUAUUGCUUAGAAAAAGAGUGGCCUUACAUUCUUUCUAUUGGAUGCCUAGAUUCAACAAAUAGAUGCUUUUAAAACUGGAUGGCAAUUUUGGGCUGUGGAUGUUGCUCACUGAUUGCAAUUCACAUGUCCUUAAAUUAAUGGUACAUUAGGAUGACAGAAAUGCUGUCAGAGUAGAAAGUUUUUUUUCCUAAUUCUUGAGAUCAAGACAAAAAAUAAAGUGUUUUUAAAAAUG
Hemicordylus capensis (graceful crag lizard) is the source of this 3400-nucleotide messenger RNA. It is a transcript of the gene TSTD2, whose product is annotated as thiosulfate sulfurtransferase like domain containing 2. The transcript is spliced from 10 exons. The record is from RefSeq and is a predicted model, not a curated record. Bases 305 to 1663 code for a protein of 452 amino acids. Lineage: Eukaryota; Metazoa; Chordata; Lepidosauria; Squamata; Cordylidae.